Molecule: messenger RNA, 1185 nt
Organism: Emiliania huxleyi CCMP1516
Lineage: Eukaryota; Haptophyta; Isochrysidales; Noelaerhabdaceae
Exons: 5
Coding region: 1-1185 (394 amino acids)
Source: RefSeq, a predicted model, not a curated record
AUGUCCUUCAGGUGCCGUUUGCGUCGAAAAAGAAAUUUCGCGCUUUCGCGAAAAAGAAACUCGACGAGCUUCUACAACCCGGAGGACGUCGGCCAGCGAGGCGCUUUCGUCGGCCUCGGCAACACCGAGCCCGGCACGAGCGCGGACGUCUUCGGCCUCGAGCAGCGCGGCGCUGUCGGGGACGGCGACUUCAGGCCGAGCGACGGCGGCGGCUAUGUGGCGUACAAGAAGGCGGACUACGCGCACGCCCUCUCGCGCUCGGACACCGACGUGCAGAUGUACCUGUUCGAAACCUUCGGCGGGUGGUGCAACGCGGUCAAACGGCUGUUCUACCAGAUGAAGGACAAGGUGCGCAACAAGCUCUCGAAGCGGCAGCACGAGGACGAGGCGAGCUGGUCGACGCGGUCGUGGCUGUCGCUGCAGGCCCAGCGCAUGUCAGUCGCGCUGCAGCUCGCGGCGGCGGAAGAGAUUGCGACCGAGCUCAGGCUCGCCGCGGCGCCCCCACACCUCAUGGGCUGCUGCUCGAGCACCGCCGCCACCGACCGCGCGCCCCCAGGCUCGCUCGCGACGCCACCAGCAUCACGCCACGGCGGCGCGCCCGCCUUGGUCUUCACCACCAAGCCGAGCAGGCCGGUGGGCGACGCAGCGGUCCCGCCCGCCCGGAGGUGCAUGUUUGCCGUCGUGAUGCCCGCGUCAACCGGCGCGCGGCCGUGCCACCUCUUUGUCGACCGCGAGAAGCCAGUCGAGGCGAUCCUGCACGCGGCCGCCUCGCACGGCGGGUUUGCUGUGGAUAAAGGCAAGCUGGUUGGCUCGCCUGAGAGGCUCAACCUCUUCACCUUCCCGGAGGGCGAAGUGGUUCGGCUCGAUCUCGAGGUAGACGCGCACCUCGGCGCGACGCUCCAUGAGGGGCGUCUCCUCGUUCUCGAGAAAGGCAAUCGGCUGAGCGACGAGCGCUGUCGAGCCCUGCAGGCGGCCCUGGGCCGCCACCCGGAGGCUGGCGAGGCUGCGGAAGACGCCGGCUCGCAAGGCGUUUCGGCCGUCGCGCCGCGGCGCGGGCCCUCCCUCUCGCCAUCCGCCGCUGACGCCGCAGGGGUCCAACCGCAGGGGAGCUCCACCUCCAUCUGGCAUACGUGGCGUCCAUACCCGUCGGCAUGCGCCGCCACCGGGUUUGCGAACACCGAGUAG